Molecule: messenger RNA, 2541 nt
Organism: Lolium rigidum
Lineage: Eukaryota; Viridiplantae; Streptophyta; Magnoliopsida; Poales; Poaceae
Product: dymeclin
Exons: 18
Coding region: 16-2166 (716 amino acids)
Biological process (GO): Golgi organization
Cellular component (GO): Golgi apparatus
Source: RefSeq, a predicted model, not a curated record
GCCUCCUCAGAUCCAAUGGGCGCGGCGCCGUCCACGCCGAGGCUGGGCGAGCCGGCGGCCGCGGCGGCGGCGCCGGGGGCCGCGGAGCGGAUGUUCGCCGCGCUCGUCGGCGCCGAGGCCUACCCGGCCUCCUCCGAGUUCUGGACGCAGCUGCUCGACCUGCCCCUCACCCUGCACUGGCCGCGCGGCCGCGUCCUGCAGGCCUGCCACGCCUUCGCACAGAACAACUACCAGACAAAGCAUCUCGCAAAGAUCUUGAUCCAUUUGGUUUGGUGUUUGCAAGAUUGCACAUCGGAUUCUCCUGUAUCUUAUGGCUCCUAUAGAAAGGCUAUCAAUGCUGCGUAUAUAUCAUCCAUAUUUCUCAAGUUCAUUAUUGAAAAUGCGAAGGCAGAUAACUGGCAAGAGCUAUGCCUUGAUAUCAACAAGAAUGAGAAGGGGAUGGAAACUUUUCCUUCUGACCAAAGCGUGGAGUAUUUUCUGAUGAAAGGGGUGCUGAACUACAUUGGUAGUGUGGAUGUAAGUCCGGAGUCAUGCUACCUGCAUCAUGAGCUUCUGAACUUGAUGCUAGUUCUCAUGUCGACUCAGUUAUGUUCUGGACCAUCUCCAGAACCGAAGGAUGUGCAUCCUUUCAUUGAUGCAGCUAUGCACCAGGACAGUUCCAUAGUGGCUUUGGUAGUUCAAAAGUUGCUGCUAAAUUUCGUAAAGCGGCCACAGAUUCCAUUAAAUGGUUCGCACCCUAUUUUCUCUGAUGAUGGCGGGCCUGGUGUUUUGCAACGAGUUGGCUCAGCAGCUGCAAAUCUUGUACUACUGCCAUAUUAUACUUUUAACUAUCUUGUAAGUGCAAGUGCUGAAGGUGCAACAAGUCAAUUGGCAGAUAAUAGUUUAGUUGUUUUGCUUAUUCUGAUCCACUACCGAAAGUGCAUCUCAACGAAUGAGUCCAUUCCAACCGACAGUAUCUACAUGAGUGAUUCAAAUACCAAUGUAAAGGAUGCACCAGCUUUUCAUGAGAACCCUUAUUGCAGGGCGCUAAACAAUGCUAACGACAUUCAAUUUGAUCGUGCUGAUGUAGAGGGGAAUGCUCAAAAUGGACCUAUUGUGAGGUUGUCUUUUGCGUCGCUGUUUGAUGCUCUUGGCACGUGCUUAAAAGAUGAGAGCUCAGUUCUUUUGCUCUAUUCUUUGGUCCAUGGGAACUGCAACUUUCAGGAGUAUGUUCUGGUUCGAACAGACUUGGAUACUUUGCUAAUGCCUAUUUUGGAAAUGCUCUACAAUGCAUCAAGGAAGACUUCCAAUCAAAUCUAUAUGUUGUUGAUAAUUCUCCUGAUACUCAGUCAAGAUUCAACCUUCAAUGCUUGUGUGCACAAAUUGGUUGUUCCUACCGUUCCUUGGUACCAGGAGCGCCUCAUGCAUCAAACAUCUCUGGGAUCUUUGAUGGUUGUAAUACUAAUUCGAACCAUCAAGUAUAACCUCUCCAAACUGCGAGAUGUGUACCUUCACACAAACUGUCUCGCAAUUCUAGCAAACAUGGGCCCUCAUGUCCAUAGACUGAGCGCAUAUGCAUCUCAAAGGCUGGUUAGCCUCUUCGACAUGCUUUCUCGCAAGUAUGCCAAAUUAGCUGAGUUAAAGAAUGACAAGGCUCUGAAAGUUAUAUCUGAUCAAAUGGAAACAGACCUCAUCUCAGAUGAUAUGUCAACAGAGCUUCACAUAUACACUGACUUCUUAAGAAUUGUUCUGGAAAUCAUCAAUGCAAUCCUUACAUAUGCAUUGCCCAGAAAUCCUGAGGUUGUGUAUGCCAUAUUGCACCGCCAAGAGGUUUUUGAGCCCUUCAAGAACCAUCCUCGUUUCAAUGAAUUGCUUGAGAAUAUUUACACGGUGUUGGAUUUCUUCAACAGUCGAAUGGACAUGCAACAGUUAGAUGGAGAAUGGUCUGUAGACAAGGUUCUUGAGCUCAUUAACAAACAUUGUCGUUCAUGGCGUGGAGAAGGAAUGAAGAUGUUUACGCAGUUACGAUUUACAUAUGAGCAAGAAAGUCACCCCGAGGAAUUCUUCAUUCCAUAUGCUUGGCGGCUUAUCCUAUCACGAGGAUUCUCUUUCAAUCCUGGUGCCAUCAAUCUGUUCCCGGUGGAGAUUCAUGUUGAUGAUACACCAUCAAGCGUACAAAAGGUUUAGAGAUGAUGUGGAACCUUUGAGCUUCUGACAACAACACAGAGAAACGUUUGACCUGUUUUCGCCCCUUGUGGCGAAGAGCUCUUUGUAUAUAGGCGGCAUAUACGAGAUAUAUUCGGAGGUGUAUUCUCAUUCUUUUUCGUGUUAAUAUUUCCAUCUCCCAUAAUGUAAUACCAGAUAGAAUGGUAGGAGGAACUGUAUCUGGUUGAAAAUAGGCAGUGUGUAGGUUCAAUACAGUUCUUUCAUAAGUUAUUGUCUGUAUAUUUACCUCCAAACUGAAAGGCCUGAGGUGUUCAAUACAGUUCUUUCAUAAGUUAUUGUCUGUAUAUUUACCUCCAAACUGAAAGGCCUGGGGUGUUAUCGCCUAUUGACUGUACU